This is a messenger RNA of Rana temporaria (common frog), 1592 nucleotides long. It is a transcript of the gene PARVG, whose product is annotated as parvin gamma. Bases 148 to 1098 code for a protein of 316 amino acids. Gene Ontology annotation, molecular function: actin binding. Lineage: Eukaryota; Metazoa; Chordata; Amphibia; Anura; Ranidae. Gene Ontology annotation, biological process: actin cytoskeleton organization; substrate adhesion-dependent cell spreading; cell projection assembly. Gene Ontology annotation, cellular component: cytoplasm; focal adhesion; actin cytoskeleton. The transcript has 13 exons. The record is from RefSeq and is a predicted model, not a curated record.
GAUGAGGAAGUGAAGGGGCUACAUCACAUAUGACGCCUCAUGUUUCCGAGGUGUAGCUCAGCAUUACAUGCCUCCUGAGUGCGGGACAUAAUACAGGCCGACAUAGCAAAGACCUCUGGGUAACACGGACAGUCCUGAGCAGGGCAAAUGGAUCUGUUUGCACAGUCUGGUGAUUCACAGAUGAUAUUUAACAUAGAAACUCAAGGUGAAGCCAGGCGGCACCUUCAGCCUAACGCAGAAAAUGACCCCAAACUUCAGGAGCUGAAGGCGUUCCUUAUUGACUGGAUCAAUGAUGAAUUAAAGCAGGAGCAUAUCGUAGUAAAGAGCUUAGAGGAAGAUCUCUUUGAUGGGUUAAUUCUUCAUCACCUUUUACAAAAAAUUGGAUCCCUCACACUGGAAGUGGAAGAAAUAACAUUGUCCACAGCCAAUCAGAAGAGGAAGCUCGGUGUCAUUCUGGAGGAGGUCUCCCGAUGUCUACAGCUGGAGGACAGUCAACUGAAGUGGAACAUGGCCUUGAUCCACAGCAAAGACCUUUUGGCCACCUUACACUUGCUGAUUGCCUUGGCGCAACACUUCCGGCCUGAUCUACCGCUUCCCGCAGAUGUUUCUAUAGAGGUGAUUGUGGUGGAGCCAACAAAAUCCGGAAUGAAGACAGGAAAAGCUAUUGAAUGCUUCACCGGCCCCAGAGCGGAAGACGCAGCUUCUAAGAAGGAUGCCUUUGACCAACUCUUUGAAACGAACCCAGACAAGAUAAAUGAUGUGAAACAGGCCAUUAUGAAUUUUGUGAAUAAACAGCUAGUAAACCUGAGUCUUACUGUGACUGACUUGGACUCCCAGUUUGCUGAUGGGGUCUUUUUGCUGCUGUUAAUUGGACAAGUGGAAGGCUAUUUUAUACCUCUGUCAUCAUUCUUCCUGUGUCCGGGAUCAACAGAAGACAAGCUCCACAAUGUUAACCUUGCCCUGGAUCUCCUUACGGAUGAAGGGAUCCUAACAAACCCAGUGGACCCUGCAGAGAUUGUGAAUAGAGAUUUAAAAACCACCCUGCGAGUUUUGUACAGCCUGUUCCUCAAACACAAAAACAUGCUGAAAUCUUCAUGAAAAAAAGGAUUUGGACGAAGCAGAGUCACCGGGAGCCCAGCUGAGCCAAGGAUGAAAACACAAUUUAUUACAAAAAAAAUGUAUAUACUAUAUAUAUUUGUAUUCUCUGCACCUCUAGAUUUCUAAAUAUAAAAGCACAAUAAGGGUUAGUGUUCAUUUUAUUUUCAGUGUCAGAGUCAGAGAUGCUUUUCUAGCUAUCAAGAAUGAUCUGUGGGUUUACAGCAUCGGUCUUCGCCGUGUCUCAGCUGAACUAAGCGUAUAUAUAAAAAUACAUUUUGUUGUUAAAAUAAGUAGGACAACAGCUGCAGAGCUAGAGAUUGUUCAAUAUGCUGCAUUAUGAAGCAACGAAAUCUAUUUUUACCCUAUGUCUUGAUAAAAUAAAUCUAUAUGAAUCUCACACAUAAAAGUAAAAAGAAACCUACGCUUAAUUAAAGGAAAGCUAUAAACACUUUGAACCAUAGAGAGUAUCAGCAUGAAAUAAAUGCAGGCAUCUA